AUGAAAUCGUUUAAAGUUUCUAGUGGAACAAUGGAUUUCAUAAAAAAUUAAUCAAAAGAUGUGAAAUCGUCAUAAAUGAUAAUUGAUAAAGCGAAUGAGAUUGUAUAUUUAAAUAUAAGACAUAACAUAGUGGAAUAGAUGAAAAAAACCUAAAAUUAGUUAAUCAACAUCUUAUGAACCAUUUUUAAUUGAAGCCAAUAGUAAGUACAAUUGAAUAACCUAAUAAUCCUUUGCAAAAAAUACGAAAUCGUUCUAAAACUAAAUUUUAAUCAUUAUCACAUUCUUAAAUUAGUUAAGAGGUUGAGUCAAUAUAAAAUUCAUAUUAAUAUACAGAUUUACUUUAUGAGAAAGAUAAGGAGAUAAAUAAUUAAAAGAAUCAUAUUCAAUAAUUGACAGAGGAAUUGUAAAAAUUAACUGAAUUGUUUGAAACAGUUAGAAAUGAAAAUUAAUGUCUUAAAAAUUAAGUUGAUUAAAGUUAAAAUUAUCAAUUAAUCAUUUCUAAUUAAUAGAAACAGAUUUAGAAAUUGUAGUAAGACAAUAUUGAAUUAGAGAUGAUAUUAAAAAACACAUUAUUGUAAUAAGAAAGAUAGAAGUUUUAAUUUUAAUCUUCAAAAUAAUCAGUAAUAAUAAAGAGAAACUCAGUAAAUGCAUAAAAAUUAAAAUUAUUUGAACAUAAUUCUCUUAGUUUAAGCGAAUAAAUAAAUAAUUCUAAUAUAAAUAAAAGUUUUAUAUCUUGUCCUGAUAAUUAUAAUUAAAAAUAGAAAAGUCAUAGAACAAAUGAAAAAGUAAAAACUAAUUAAACUGUACCUACACUUCCUGAUUCAAAAAUAUAUUCGAAUGAUUAAUAUAAUAGAUUAGGAAAAGAAAAUAUCAAGUUGAGAUAUUGA
Molecule: messenger RNA, 887 nt
Organism: Paramecium sonneborni
Lineage: Eukaryota; Ciliophora; Oligohymenophorea; Peniculida; Parameciidae
Source: the annotation of a GenBank genome assembly